Molecule: messenger RNA, 901 nt
Organism: Nicotiana tabacum (common tobacco)
Lineage: Eukaryota; Viridiplantae; Streptophyta; Magnoliopsida; Solanales; Solanaceae
Product: protein LPA2
Cellular component (GO): chloroplast
Source: RefSeq, a predicted model, not a curated record
UACAAAAAAGAAGAAUAGAAAAAGAACCACUUUAACAAACUAAGCGUAAAAUGGCGCUACUACUGAACUACUCACCACAUACUAAGAAACCUCAUCUUCUUCCCCUUUCCCAUCCCACUCUCAGAAAUUUCUCCAUCAAAUUCCAGGACCCUUCUUCUGAUAAAUCUACAGAGGACACGUCAUCAUCUACGGUGGUUCCACCUCCCAAGAAGCCCAGCUCCAGUUCCUUAGGUUUUGGCUCUUCGGUUUCCAGCCCAGUAACAUCCAAGAAAAAACAAAAGGGAAAAGGAGAAAGGGCUUCAGUUAUUCGAAGAGAACCCAUUCAAAAGCCUAGGUUUGCUACCCAACCGGAGGAAUCUGGUGGAUCGAAGGGAUUUCAGAAAAAUGAGAGUGCUUUUCUUCUUGCUUGGUUAGGACUUGGUGCUAUUAUCCUUGUGGAGGGUAUCCUUCUUGCUGCCUCAGGCUUUUUACCGGAGGCAUGGGACAAUUUUUUUGUGAAGUAUCUGUAUCCAUCCUUUACUCCAACAGUCUUCCUGUUUGUGGCUGGAACAGUUACCUAUGGAGUGUUGAAGUACCUGCAGAACGAGAAAUUUAAUAGUGAAAACUGAUACUAUUUGCAUGUUAUAUCGAGUAUUUAGGUAAGUUUAGUUAGUUUGUUCAGUCUUGUAAACUACAAAUGUGAGAAACUCUGACUAUGGAAUAGCAAGAAAUACUUCUGGAAGUGGAUUCCACCACAGGCUAAUGUGUACUUCAAUUUGUUAUAAGUUGUCAUAAUUUGUUGGUGAAGUUAGCUUCUUAUACUGUAUUUACUUCAUACAGAUACAUUUGCAAUCUACUGUAUUUGCAAGGGCAUAGAGUAUUCCUUUUUUUUCCAAGUUGCAAGUCGAAGUGUUUAGUUUCU